Messenger RNA from Haliotis rubra (blacklip abalone), 966 nucleotides. RefSeq names its product melatonin receptor type 1B-B-like. NCBI's taxonomy places the organism in Eukaryota, Metazoa, Mollusca, Gastropoda, Lepetellida, Haliotidae. Gene Ontology annotation, biological process: G protein-coupled receptor signaling pathway. Gene Ontology annotation, molecular function: G protein-coupled receptor activity. Bases 1 to 966 code for a protein of 321 amino acids. The transcript has 2 exons. Gene Ontology annotation, cellular component: membrane. The record is from RefSeq and is a predicted model, not a curated record.
AUGGACGCGGAGGACAAUAUAACUCGGCUGACGUUUGGACGCCACGAAUUUUUGACCAUCCAACCAGAAAUUGCGAUUCCGAUUUUGUUUAUACUUGGACUUGCAACAGUUGUAGGAACCUUAGGAAAUGGUCUGAUUCUGGUAUCCGUGGCAACGAGGAAGUCUCUGCACAACGUGGAAUCUAUCUUCAUCGUCAACCUCGCCUGCUCCGACCUGUACGUGACGGCGAUAGCGGACCCAAUGAGUAUCAUAGGUAAGCUGGAGAAAUUAUCAGACAGAUACGUCUUCAUCGUCCACCACAGUCACUACAAAUCCAUCUUCAACACCCGCAACUGCGUCAUCUACUGCGUGUUAUUUUAUUGUGUCGGUAUGAGCUUGGUCCUUCUCAACCUCGCCGACAUUGGCGACCAUUCCUUUGACCACAAGAGCCUUGAGUGUAUUUGGGAGCGCAUGGCGACAUACCCUUACACCGUCGUCUUCUCCGUUGUAAUGGUGUGGAUCCCGAUCAUUGUCACGGGGAUGUCCUAUCUGCGAAUGUACCGUCACGUGCGUGCUGUACGUUCACGGGUAGAGAAUGCACGUGCAACCCACCCAGGACCAACAGAAAAAGCAGCUGGUCUAAAACCAAGUUACAAACUGGCAAAGACACUCUUCAUCAUAUACCUCGUGUUUUCCGUGUGCUGGAUACCAUACGCGCUACUGAUCGUACUGGACUCACGUGACACGUUCCAGCACGAGCUGCACGUGUGUAUCGUGGUGUUCGCUCACCUCCACCCGUCCAUCAACUGGCUCGUAUAUUACGCCACUAACAGGAAGUUCCACAACGCAUUCAUUGACAUCCUUUGCCUCGACAAAUGUUUCUCUUUUCAACAGGCAAUGACGCUUCCGCAAUCUGCACAGGCGCCGCUAAACGUUAAAGAAAAAAGUGGCACUGCCCAAAUUACUUCUGAUAAUGUUUUGUCAUAG